This is a messenger RNA of Gavialis gangeticus (Gharial), 2258 nucleotides long. It is a transcript of the gene NOXO1, whose product is annotated as NADPH oxidase organizer 1. Gene Ontology annotation, molecular function: superoxide-generating NADPH oxidase activator activity; phosphatidylinositol binding; protein binding. Gene Ontology annotation, biological process: superoxide anion generation. The transcript has 8 exons. Bases 92 to 1552 code for a protein of 486 amino acids. The record is from RefSeq and is a predicted model, not a curated record. NCBI's taxonomy places the organism in Eukaryota, Metazoa, Chordata, Crocodylia, Gavialidae.
UCUAUUUAGGUUGCAGGAGGCAGCUGCUGACAGUAGUUUGUGCUGAGCCUCAACAAGUGUAGAGAGAGGGCAGCAUCAGCCUCAGGGAAAGAUGAACACAACCUGGUACCCUGUUGAUGUGAAAGCUGUUGGCUUGAUGAAGGACAGAAAGCAGAAGACCUACAUGAUGUCUGUGCUCUGGCCAGAUCGAAACAACGUUCUUAUCUACCGGACUUUUGAAGAGUUUAAGAAAUUCCACAAAGAACUGAAAAGAAAGUUCCCCAUAGAAGCUGGUUUACUAAAGAAAUCGGACCGAACCAUUCCCAAGUUUAAAGAUGCCCCUCGGAUGCAGAGAAAGAGUGGGAAGCUGAGGAGGUCUCUGGAAAGGCUGAAACUUCUGGAGUUUUACUCCCAGGAGCUGAUGAAGCUGGAUACAAAAAUCUCCCAGAGUGAAUAUGUGACCCAGUUUUUCAAGGCACAAACCCGAGACCUAGAUCCCUUAUUUCCAGAAAACAGCAUUAUAAUCAUGCCAUCAGAAUUUGGGGAUGAGAAGAAAAAACAGCUUACAAAACCAAGUCCCUCUAUUACGUACCCCAUGGCUUCCCAGACCUACAGAUGCAUCGAAACCUAUGAAACUAAAGACACAAAGAACAGACCUUUCAAAGUUGCUAAGGGGGAGAUCGUUGAAGUCUUAAUCAAGGACAUGAUAGGGUGGUGGCUGGUAGAGAAUGAGGACAAGCAAAUAGCCUGGUUUCCAGCUCCAUACCUGGACGAGAAAGCAUUUGGAGAGAAAGCUCCAAAUUUCAGGGAGUCAGAUGAAGAGGGGUCCACGUAUUAUACUGUGCGGGCAUACAAGUCUCAGGAAGCAGAUGAGCUCUCAGUGAAUGCUGGGGUCAUUGUGGAGGUGCUGGAGAAAUCAGACAAUGGCUGGUGGCUUAUCUGGUACAACGGGAACACUGGCUACAUCCCAUGCAUGCUCCUCCAGCCCUAUAAGAACCCUCACAGCAAGUUCCAAAUGAUUGUGAAUGCUGGCCUCAACGCCUCCACACCCAACCUGUACUUGCCUGCCAGCCCAUCCUCAGGGAGCUGUCUCCUGCAGGCCAACCCACAGUGGGGGGGCCUGCCCCAGAGCUGCAUGGGGGGUGAGAGGGCUGACAAAGGCAGGGGUUCCUUGAGUAGAAAUAGAUCAAAAUCCUUGCCUGGGCUGGACACUGCAGCCAGUUCCAGCACGCUUCUGGAGCCAGACAGCUCUUCUGUCAGCUCUGGGAGCGGGAGCGAACAGGAGGUCAGCCAGAAGCCUGGCUCCCCAAGCUCUUCAUCUGGUGUCAGGCAAGGCAGCAGUGAUCCUCGCCUCACCUGCAGGGACAAUAACAGUUCAGACUUGGAGGAGGCAUCUUCAGGCAGCUCCACACAUUCCCCUUGCUGCCCAGACCCUGCUGCCAGCAUUCCCAACGUGCCCAUGCGGCCCACCACCCACGAGAUCCUCCAGAAAUGCAGCACCGUGACACGAAGAGCCAUGCAGCGGUCUGCCCACAGACCCAGUCUGCUGGCCACACCUCACAUCCACCCCUGAGGGGGAAGGGGGCAAUGCAAGCCUCAGACGAAAUCUUCUUGUCGUUCUGCGCCUAUGGGAAGUAGGUCGAGGGUCUGAAAUUUCCCAACUAGCCAUUGCUCAGCUAUCAAUUCUGUACUGCAGCUGAAAUAAGUGAGAAAUGGUUGGUGCUCAGGCCUGUCACGUGCUGAGAGACGAAGGAGUUGGCAUUUAAUUUCUUUCUGGAAGAUAACUCUUCCAUGGCUACUCAGCUGGCUGGCCUGCAUUGUUGCACUAAUCUUGCCUUUCACUCAGGAGGAAGGGGCUGCUGGAAUGUGGUCUAGGUCCGUCGUUCUGACCUGCAGUGCCUCUGACACUGAGAUUCACACUGUGUUGGUGCACUUGGAUUGGAUCCUUCAUGCCCAACCCUUCCAUGAUCAGAAAUAGUGUCUGUAGGCAGGGACAUGCAAUUGCCUGAUGUCAUUUCUGCUUCCCUGAGUCGGGUAGCUAACUCUUGGAAUCAGGUUUCUGUUUUCUGGUAGGAAUUCUCACAUGAAUGAGCUGAGUAUUAACUGUCACUGAAGAGUCUCUAAUAGUGGCUUGCUUUGCUCUCUGCACUGCAGUUCCUGCCCACAAAUGCAUGUCCUAAAAUAUUCUUGAGAAAAAUCCAUCUCUGACUCAAGCAAAGACUUUUUUUUGCAGAUAGCUACUCACCUGUCAUUGGAAUUAGUUUUUCAUACAUCUUUUU